Paracoccidioides brasiliensis Pb18 is the source of this 1404-nucleotide messenger RNA. RefSeq lists its product as uncharacterized. The transcript has a single exon. The coding region runs from base 1 to 1404 and encodes 467 amino acids. The record is from RefSeq and is a predicted model, not a curated record.
AUGUCCGCUUCACACUCGACAUAUUUCCCCGUCAUUUCUUGCUUUCUGCUACUUCUGAUCCAGGUGAGCCUCGUUCAUACCGCCUCGAUUCGGGCUAUCAAUAUCUUCAACGGCCCUGCCCCUGCUCCCGAGGAACAACCUCCAUUUUCGGCUUCUGCAAACCGCGACCUUAACCUGCUCUGGCGAGAUAUUGUCGCCAUAGUAGGUGCAUACGUGGGCACGGUGGUCGUAUUCCUAGGGUGUCUUCUGACGACCGGGAGAAGACUGCGUCGAAGCGCACAGCAAUCCAACAGGACGCUUGACAUGGAAAUGGUCAAGCCGCAAAGACCAGCACUCGAUACCACAAUAAGUCCAGUAUCGCCCAACAGAUUUUCUCCAACCCCAGAGAGCGGAACAGAGAGUCAACUUUGGCCAAGCCAAAAGAAAGGGAAACCCACCUUCAGCAUGCCUUGGUCUACCACACCCCGGAGCCCAACCUCCCCUGUCUCUCAGAAUGGAAGUAUGGCCACCUUCGACGAGACCGUAGUCCAGGCAGACCGAGUAAGAGCACAGGAUGAGAUGGAGCGGCUCUACGCUGCUGUCAUGGAGCAUGAUGCAAAGCAGUCUCGUGCUGUGAAUGAUGCAAACGAAGACGGAAUUGUUUCGUCCGUGCAUCAGCCCUCGUCAUCAUCCCCCGAGCCUUUCGAAGGCCCCCCAGAGUUUCGACAUCUCAGACAUAACGGACGACCAUCACAACCACAACAGCCUCGAGUGAAACAGCAGCCCACGUUCCCACCACCGAGAGAUCCUUCAGCGAUACAGCAGCAGCAGAUGCUGCCAACGUCGCCCCUUUCUCCAAUAACUCAAAGAUUAUCGAGACUUUCCAACCUCUCUUUCCUCAGUUCCCGAUCCCGCGAAGGUUCGAGCGGUAGAAAAUCCCGUCGAACGUCAGUGCGAAAUCUUCCAAUUUCACCCCCCAUGGGUUCUCCUGAUCUUACAGCGAACAACUAUUCCGAAAGCCUACCAUUGUCACCACGCAUAUAUACCCCGGGACCUCCCCCACCCAAUCCAAACCAAAAAUCUCUUGAACCUCCCCACAGGAAUUUUCCCACUCCUCUCCACAUCCGAUCCGGUAGCAGCAACUCUACAUUGCCGUUCCGCUCAUUCGCAUCACCUGCCAGCGCUGCGCCAACGAAAACUACUUUUGUCGAACGUCGUGAGAGUAUGUUGAGAGCAGGGGGCCCUCGGACCGGUAUCCCGCAAACGCCAUAUUCCCCUUACAUGCCCUUCACCCCAAUCACCCCCUUUACACCGAGCCACAUAGUUACGAGGAGAGAAUGGAGGCAACAAAAGAAGGAGAAUGGACUACGAGUACAGCAAGAAGAAGACCUUGUGAUGAGCGAUGAGGAUAUUUGGGGAACAUAG